AUGGUCUUUCUACCUCACCCUCAAUUCGGCCAGCUAGGCACUGUUCCGGAUAAUAUUCCGAUCGGGGAGUUUAUGCUAAAUGAGCAAUAUGGACGAGUACCACACGAUAAAUCAAAGGACCCUUAUACAUGCGGAAUUACAGGGAAAACAUACAGCUCACGACAAGUUGUUGACCGUGUAGAUCAUAUCGCGAGAGGUCUAGCAAAGGAGUUUGGAUGGACUCCUAAUCAGGGUACAGAGUGGGAUAAGGCUCUGGCAGUCUUUAGUUUGAAUACGAUUGAUUCUUUGCCGUUUUUCUGGGCAACUCAGCGUUUGGGUGGCCUUGUCUCUCCUGCAAAUGCGGCAUACUCCGCCGCGGAGCUAAAACAUCAACUGGUGGAUUCAAAGGCAAAGGCCUUGUUCACCUGCGUGCCCCUGUUACCAGUUGCGUUGGAAGGCGCUGCAUUGGCUGGUCUUCCACGGAGUAAGGUAUACCUGAUCGACAUGCCGAUGGAGAUACUGGGUGGGGUCAAGCCUCCGAUUGAGUACAAGACGUUAUCGCAGAUUGAAGAGGCAGGAAAGACGCUGCCUGCUUUAGAGGUGCUGAACUGGGGCCCCGGGGAAGGAGCUCGACGAACUGCGUUCUUGUGCUAUUCCAGUGGUACUUCAGGGCUGCCUAAAGGCGUAAUGAUUUCACACCGUAAUGUGAUUGCCAACGUAUUGCAAACGAAGCUGUUUGAGACAACCUACCGCGAUGCCCGCUCAAAGGCCACUGGUAUAUCUCCGUUCACCGAGGUCGGCCUUGGCCUUUUACCUCAAAGCCACAUCUAUGCUCUUGUGGUUAUCAAUCAGUCCAGUGCCUACCGUGGGGACCAAACCAUUAUCCUUCCCAAGUUCGAGUUAAAGUCAUACCUGGCCUCUAUCCAGAGAUUUAAGAUUACGUCGCUCUUCCUGGUUCCUCCAAUUAUUAUCAACAUGAUUCGAAGCUAUGAUGUGUGUUCCACAUAUGAUUUAAGCUCGGUUAGAACACUUUUCACUGGUGCAGCACCACUAGGCAUGGAAACGGCUAUCGAUUUCCAAAAGCUGUACCCAGGUGUGAUCAUUCGGCAAGGAUAUGGUCUGACGGAAACAUGCACUGUCGUCUGCUCUACCCACCCUGACGAUGUGGUACUUGGCUCCUCCGGUUGUUUAUUCCCUGGCUUUGAAGCCCGAAUUCUUUCGCCCGAGGGCGAGGAGAUCACCAGCUAUGACACCCCCGGUGAAUUGGUGGUUCGAUCGCCUAGUAUCGUCCUCGGCUAUCUGAACAAUGAGAAGGCCACCAAAGAGACAUUUGAGGAUGGAUGGAUGCGUACUGGUGAUGAGGCUGUUGUCCGUGUUGGUCCCAAGGGCACUGAACAUAUCUUCAUUGUCGAUCGCAUUAAGGAGUUGAUCAAGGUCAAGGGUUUGCAAGUUGCACCAGCUGAACUUGAAGCACACCUUCUUACUCACCCCGACGUUGCAGACUGCGCUGUGAUUGCUAUCCCAGAUGACACUGCCGGAGAGGCCCCGAAGGCUAUCGUUGUUAAGUCUCCAUCUGCUGGUUCCGACGAGGCAACUGCUCAGUCUAUCAAGAAGCAUGUUGAAGAUCACAAAGCUCGUCACAAAUGGCUGAAGGGCGGUGUCAGGUUUGUGGAUGUCAUCCCAAAGAGUCCGAGUGGCAAGAUCCUGCGAAGACUGCUUCGUGAUCAAGAGAAGGAGGCUCGGAGAAAGGCCGGUGUUAAACUUUGA
Messenger RNA from Penicillium odoratum, 1746 nucleotides. RefSeq names its product acyl--CoA ligase. NCBI's taxonomy places the organism in Eukaryota, Fungi, Ascomycota, Eurotiomycetes, Eurotiales, Aspergillaceae. The transcript has 6 exons. Bases 1 to 1746 code for a protein of 581 amino acids. Gene Ontology annotation, molecular function: CoA-ligase activity. The record is from RefSeq and is a predicted model, not a curated record.